Molecule: messenger RNA, 990 nt
Organism: Vicia villosa (hairy vetch)
Lineage: Eukaryota; Viridiplantae; Streptophyta; Magnoliopsida; Fabales; Fabaceae
Exons: 1
Coding region: 203-715 (170 amino acids)
Source: RefSeq, a predicted model, not a curated record
UAUACUAUUCUAAUUCAAUAUUAUAUUCCAAAAUUGACUAUAUUCUCCAAAACUAUUAUUCCACUAUAUAAAUACCCUCAUACCUUCCCCUUAACGCAUUCAAACCAAACUACAAACACCUUUGUUUUCUCUCUUCAAGACUACUGGUUCUAGAUAUAUUCAUUCCAACAAAAUCAAAUUAGGGUUUUCUUUUAUCAUUCUGAUGGGAAAUUACGUUUCAUGCACUUUAGCACCACCAUUGAUGAGGAAUGUGAAAGCUACAAGAGUAAUCCUUCCAACCGGAGAAGUGAAACAAUUCAGAGAAAUAAUGAAAGCUGCGGAGCUUAUGUUAGAGAAUCCAAACUAUUUCUUAGUCAAUUCUCGUUCUCUUCACAUUUCUAGAAGGUUCUCUCCUCUCGCUGCUGAUGAAGAAUUGGAAUUCGGAAGUGUUUACAUAUUUUUUCCUAUGAGAAGACUCAACUCUGUCGUUACGGGGGCUGACAUGGCGGUGCUAUUUCUGGCGGCGAAUUCCGCGGCGAAACGGUUACGUUCCGGAAAGACACGUGUCCAACCGGAUGAGAGUUCGGGCGGUGGUGUUGAGAAUGAUCAAAACGACUGUGUACCAAGGUUGAGUUUGGAAGGAGUGGAAUCAGGGUUUAGUUAUAGGUUAAGUUAUUGUAGAUCAAAGAAACCUUUUCUGGAGACUAUAAGUGAAGAACCAAUUAGCUCGAGAUGAAGGAAUUAAGCAAGAUUUAGGUUAUUCUGUUUAUAAAAAAAUAGUUAUAGUACUGUAGUAGGAUAAAUCUUGGGUUAGGUUCAAAGAAUUCUUUAUUAAAAAUUUAAGUUGGAUAGAGAUAUAGAUUUAUUGAUUCAUUCUAUACACUUCAAAAAUUAUGUGAGGUUGUAGUUGUAACAAGCUAUAGGAAAUAGGAAUCAUUGAUCUGUGUGAAAUUCAUUUGUGGACAGAGCAAGUUUACGCGUUAUUCAUGAUAUAGUAUUUUAUUGGCUUCA